AUGGACAUUGACGUACCCAUGGAUUCCCAAGUCUCCAUCUUGGAUACGCAAAUAGAGGAUGAAAUCCCAGUAUUGGUGUUUCCUGAAUCUUUAGUAACGAAAGGUUUAAGAAUACAAGAACAGAUACUACUAUUACAGAUCUUGCAUAAGCAGCUUAAAGAAUUGGACCAAAAUGUUGACAAAACAUCACUUGAACGAAUAACCCGUGAACUUGUGGAUAACAAAUUCAUGAAGACGAAGAACGGAACAAUAAGCGCUUUGGUUGCAUGUUGUCUUGCAGAUGUUAUUCGUUUGCAUGCACCCAAAAGCCCCUAUACUUUUGACUUGCUUAGGAAUGUUUUCAUAUUGUUUGUUAAUGAACUAAGACAAUUUGGACAAGAAACAUCAAACUUUUCAUACCACUUCUACCUGUUGGAAAACUUGCAGUCAGUAAAAACAUUUCUACUCCUUACCGAAAUGAAUGAUACAGACGAAAUUGUUCUUCCUAUGAUAGAAGAUUUCUUCAAGGUUGCAGAAAGGGCCGUUUUGCCACGAAACGUAGAAUUUUGCAUGACAGACAUAAUUAUACAAAUGAUAGAAGACGUCAAUAUCUCUGCACCAGAAUUGACAGAGUUGAUAUUGGAACAAUUUGAUAAAUACGAAAAGGGCUCCACAAACCCAGCAUUUGUAAUGGCAUCAGAUAUAUGUCAUGCUUGUCCCCAUGCUAUGCAAAGAAAAGUCUGCCAAUAUUUUUCUGACGUAUUGCUGAGAGUUAGCAAUGCCACAGAAGAUUCAGAAGAUUUUGAGGAAGCUAGAAAGAUCCAUGUGCUCAUUCGUAAAAUCAAUAUUAUCAACCCUGAUCUCUUACUCAAUGUAUUACCAUUGCUACAAGAAGAAAUGGCGGUAGAUCAUUCUGUUGUUCGUCAUUUAGCGACAGAUACAGUGGGUACAAUGUUUGCAGACCCAUCCUCCAAUUUGAGAGAAAAAUACACUACAACGUGGAAAACUUGGCUCGGAAGGCGUAACGAUAAAGAUAUUAAAUUGAGAAUUCGUUGGUUAGAAUUGUGUAUCGAUAUAUACAAAAAUCACCCAGAGACAAUUUUAGAAUUGAAUGGAUGCUUUAAAGAAAAAUUAGCUGAUCCGGAUGACAAAAUUCGUGCUGAAGUUUGUAAGAUCUUGAAACAUGUAGGCAUGGAAACAAAUGUAAGAAUAUUGGAUAAAUCGCUAUUAGAGGCUAUUUCUACAAGAGCCAAAGAUAAAAAGAAUUCUGUUCGUAUAGAAGCAAUGAACACAUUGGGAUUUAUAUACGACGCUUAUUAUACUCGCAUCCAAGCCAACGAUAAAACUGUCAUUGAUAAAGUUGGUUGGAUCCCGGAUUAUAUGUUGAGUACUCUUUAUAACAGUGAUCCGUCGAUUAUGAUGAAUUUGGAACAAACUUUGAACCAAUACAUAUUAUCCGAAAACGAAAAUGACCAGGAACGAGCCAUUAGAUUGGUUACUGUAGCUAGUUCAUUCCAGCCUAGACAAAAGACAGCUUUUACAGCACUUAUUCGCAAACAAAAGCACUUCAAUACACAGCUACAAAAUUACGUCGAGAUGUGUAGAGACUAUUUAAAUGACAAUGAUAGUGAAUACAGCAGGGGAAAAUUGGUGCAGUUUAUGAAAUAUUUAGCUGAUUAUUUUAGCGAUAAAGCUAGAACUUUUAAUGCUUUGCGCUCCUUUCUAGAAAGAAAAGAUAAAAAUGCUUUGAAACUCCUAGGAGAAGCAGUUGACAUCAAUCGAACCUAUAAACAAAUAUUGACAGCAAAGGCUAAGUUACUAGAUCAUUUAGACGAAGAUCAAUUAGCUAUCGUCGAAGUAUUCCAAGCCAUUCUCAACAAAGCAUGUCCAUUGAUUAUCAACAAGAGUAUCACUGCUCACUUAUUGACAAUCAGCAGAGAGACAACAGGAAGACGCCAUAGUGUAUCAACUGCCAGAGCAGUAGUUGCUCAAGAGAUUCUAAAAGAGAUUUCUGUCUCCUAUCCAUCAUUGAUGAUGAACUCUGUAAAAACUAUUAUGGAAGAGAUAAUGAGUGAUAACGAUAAUAUAUCCAAUGUAGGACUUGAACAAUUUGCAGAAUUUUGCAAGUCUUCAACAAAAGAAAAAGUGCAAUAUCAAGAUAACAUGAUUGAACGUUUAACGGCUGUGGCGCUUGAAGGUGAUGAGCAACAAGCCGAAAAUGCUUCAGUUGCUCUCGCUAAUAUGUAUGAUGCCGAAGUUGUAUUUGCUGACCUUGUGUCUGACAUCAGUGAUGGACUAUUGCUCGACUCUCAUAAUUUAUCACAAAAACUUACUUCAUUGGCCCAGUUUGCAUUGUAUUCACCUAGCCUUAUUUCACCAGUGAUCGAUUCAAUAAUCCGUUUUGUCGAAAAAGACCUCUUAACUGCAAAAACUACAACGUUUGUCGAAGAAAAUCCUGAAUGGCGAUCAUUUGACGAAUUGCCCAAACUAAGUCAACAAAAAUUACUUGGUAUUCGCAUCUUAGUGAAUUACUUAACUGCUUGCAAAGAUGAUGUCCAUUUACAGGACAUAGUAGUGCAGCAAAUAUUCAGUGUCCUUUGGGACCUGACAGAUAGGACUUGCGAAGCUGCCGUUGCCGAUAAUUUGAAUGCUGCCGAAACUUCUCAUAUGCGUUUAGGUGCUAGUCAGGCCAUAGUCAAGCUAACCCAUUACAGCAAAUACAUAAACCAACUAACUGUCUCAAACUUUGAGAGACUGGCGAUAACUUUGCAAGAUCCUUGUUAUUAUGUGCGACAGGAAUUCGCCGAAACCAUCAUGAAAGGUUUACAAACGCGCCAGCUCCAUUCACGCUAUUAUGCGGUACUUUUUAUUUGUGCUCACGAACCAGAAGUAGCGUUGCUGAAACAAGUGAAAAGUUUUAUUCAAAAAAAUAUGGCAGCAUUAAAAGCUACACAAGAAAACACCUUUAAGCUGGAUGCUUCUCUUGUCCGCUUGGUGCAUCUCCUAGCACAUCAUCCUGAUUUUACGGAGGCCAUCGAGGAUUUACAAGUAUUUGCACAGUAUUUCAAGUUCUACUUUAACUGUGUUGCAACAGCAGAUAAUGUGUCAUUUUUAUACCAUGUCCUGCAAAAGAUCAAAUUGUCAAAAGAUAUGGUUGCUGAAGAACUUAGCAAGAACUCUUAUGUUUUAAGCGAUCUUGCCGGCUUAAUAGUUAAGACUAAAUGUAAGGAGUCUUCGUGGCCCUUAAAUGCAUAUGAAGGACAUAUAUCAUUACAUUCUAGGUUGUAUAGCCCCUUGCCUACUGGCCCAGUUCAGAAUGAGACCAUUAAGAAAACCUACUUACCUAAGGAGUAUUUGGAAAUAUUCAAUGAAGAACAGAAACAAAAAACUGGAGAGAAGCGAUCUAGGUUCAAUUUUAUUGCAUCUAAUAAGAAGGUCAAGGUUUGA
Messenger RNA from Mycotypha africana, 3426 nucleotides. Its product is annotated as armadillo-type protein. Gene Ontology annotation, biological process: mitotic sister chromatid cohesion; DNA repair. The transcript is spliced from 20 exons. The coding region runs from base 1 to 3426 and encodes 1141 amino acids. Lineage: Eukaryota; Fungi; Mucoromycota; Mucoromycetes; Mucorales; Mycotyphaceae. The record is from RefSeq and is a predicted model, not a curated record. Gene Ontology annotation, cellular component: nucleus; chromatin.